Temnothorax curvispinosus is the source of this 1989-nucleotide messenger RNA. RefSeq names its product UDP-glucuronosyltransferase-like. The transcript has 7 exons. Bases 401 to 1987 code for a protein of 528 amino acids. The record is from RefSeq and is a predicted model, not a curated record. Gene Ontology annotation, molecular function: UDP-glycosyltransferase activity. Lineage: Eukaryota; Metazoa; Arthropoda; Insecta; Hymenoptera; Formicidae.
CUAAAAGUCACACGGGUAACUUGUCACAAAGUUUAUAUCACUUAAUAGAUUGAGUGGAAUAUAUUCUUCAUAGUGUACGUUGCUCUUAUCGUGUUAGUCGGGUGUACAAAAUAGCUCGCUUCAAAAACAUCGCAUGUGAUAUUUACGAGCACUUUUUAAAAAUUGGAGGUCAUCUGCUUUUUAGCUAAACUAGUGUAUACACUACUCUGUACUCAAGUACAAUAGGUAUAUGAUGGUAUUGAUAUUUGGCAAAGGAAGAAGAGAAGUUUUAGUGCAGUCUAGUGCAGCAAAAGAAAAAAACUAUUUGCGGAAUGGAUUAUUUGCUAUAUCAAAUAUACACUUUUGAAAAUAAGCGCAUUGCAAUAUUGCUCAAAAUUUAAUUGCAAUAAAUAUUUCUAAAAUGAAGCCGAUUGCUGAAACGAUAUUUUGGAUAAGCUUUUUAUACAUCGCGGCACCAGUAAAAACUGCAAGGAUCUUGGUGAUUGUUCCAAUACCAUCCUACAGUCACCAAAUUUGUUAUCAAUCAUUAUGGAUCGCUUUGAGCCAAAGAGGACACGAAGUCGUCCUUAUAACAACAGAUCCGAUCAAUGAUCCUAGUUUAACCAAUUUGACAGAAAUCAACCUCCAAUCUAACUACCACAUAAUAAAAUUAAAUUUUGCCAAAAACGUUAUAGCGGGGACUCAUGCGUGGUUAAGUACAUCACGCACACUACUAUGGCCUAUGAGUGGAGAUAUAGCAGAAAACACUUUUAAGCAUCCAAAAGUACGUAAGAUGUAUGCACCGGAUAGUGAUGAAAAAUUCGACUUAGUAAUUGUAGAAACUGUAAAAAUACCUAGCUUCUAUGCCUUGGCGCAUAGAUUUAAUGCACCUCUCAUAGGUGUGUCAUCAUUUGGAUUGCGUAAUACACUUUAUUAUCUACUCGGUGCACCUGUUCUGUCAUCACAUCCUUCGAAUUGGGAAAUGGAAGAUGACACCGGUUUAAAUCUGUCAUUGUGGCGGAGGAUAAAAAAUUUUAUUCGUCAGUGGUAUCACAUAUAUUGCUCAAUAAAUUAUUUUUACCCUAAACAACAAGCGAUAGCAGAAAAAUAUCUCGGAAAAAAUAAUAUACCAGACAUAAGAGAUAUGGAAAGAAACAUGAGUCUUGUUUUCCACAGUCAACAAGAAACUCUCUCGUUUGUUAGACCGACAAUGCCUAAUAUUUUAGUAUUUGGAAAUUUUCAUAUUUUAAAAAAACCCGCGGCUUUACCGAAGGACUUGAAAGAAUUUAUAGCAGAUGCACCGAAUGGAUUUAUCUAUAUGAGUCUAGGCACAAAUGUCAUGACAUCAAUAUUUCCGGAGCAUGUGCGAAAUGCAUUUCGAGAUGUAUUUGCAAGCUUGCCAUACAAAGUUGUAUGGAAAUAUGACAGCGAAUUGUCAAAUAAAACUGACAAUAUCUAUACCGCUAAAUGGGUUCCUCAACAGAGCAUUCUCGCUCAUCCAAACAUUAAAUUAUUCAUAUAUCAAGGUGGACUUCAAAGUACAGAAGAAGCCGUUUAUUAUACAGUACCACUUUUAGGAUUACCAAUAGUAGGUGAUCAGUACAUUCAAGUUAACAAAAUGGUAUCUUUAGGAGUUGCAAAACGUUUAAAUAUUCUGGAUAUAUCAAGAGAAAAUUUGAACGCAUCCAUAAUAGAUAUAUUGACCGAUAAAAGAUAUAAAAAAAGAAUGCUCGAAGUUAAAGCACUAAAUGAAGAUAAACCUUAUGAUCCUUUGGAGCAUGUAAUUUGGUGGAUUGAAUUCGUCAUUCGUCAUAAAAGUGCUCCUCAUCUUCGUAGCAGUAUCGCUCAUGAACCUUGGUAUCAAAAAUACGAAAUGGACGUUAUAGCGAUUUUAUCAAUUGCCAUAUUUGUAACGUUAUUUUGUACACUAAUAAUUAUUUAUAAAUCGUUAAAAAUAAUAUUUAAUCUUAUGGAAAUAUCAGUAGUUACUAAGAAAAAGAUUAUUUAACU